AUGGAUGAUCUGAAUUGGGAUGGCUCAGAAGUUUUGGACGAGAGAGCGCGAAUCUUGUGGAAUACUCAGCAGCAACAGAACUUAGAAGGAUGCUACAACAUAACAAACUCUCUUACUCAUGAAAUACAAGAGAUGCAUAAGGUUGAAAUUGAUCAUGGUGCAUAUUCAAAUUCUGAAAGAGUGAUGAUGAUUCCGAAUAAAAAUCUGUUACAGCAUGCAACAAGCAUGACAGUGAAAUCAAAAGCUGGAUCCAGCUGGGAAGAGCCUUUAAUACAACAAUCAGAUCAAUCCCUUUUGGUCAAUAGACAUUACAACAUGCCAGAUUUCAACUUGGCCCACCACCACCACCAACAACAACAACUCAAAUUUAACAACUCUUUUGAUUGUUUGCUUUCAGAUACUAAUAGCAACACAGACACUUCUGUUGAAAAUGAUCAUGAUGGUGGAAUUUCAAAGUUAUUUUCUGACUGCAGAAAUUUAUGGAGCUUCAAUUAUGUCAGUCCUACAUCGUCAUCCGGUGAAACCGAUAGUAAUGUUUCAAAAUUUUCAAACUAUGAAACGCUGACACAAACACGGGUGUCAGACAAACCUUCAACCAGAAGUGUUGGUUUAAAUGGUACAAGUUACGAAGCAUUGGGACAGACACGUGCACCAGACACACGUUCAAUCAGAAGUGUUAGUUCAAACGGUAUAAGUUAUAAAACACAGAUACAGACACCAGAUAAGUCUUUGAUCAGACGCGUUGGUAAGAAAGACGUGCGAUGUCCAUUCAAUGUUGAACUUGACAAAACAGUGUCUCAAAGCUCAUCAGAUCAAUACAUCACUCAAAGAAAAGCAAUCAACUCAAGUACUAUUCAUAAUUCUUCAUCUCUUGAAGGUGGUUUUAGCCUUAUCACUGAUAAACCACCAAAAAGCAAGAAACCGAGAUCUGACAAAAGACCUUGUUCAACCAACAUAAAUUUCCAACAACCAAAUUCAUCAUCAUCAUCAAUAUGUUGUUCAUCUUCAACCGAAGAGCCUGAUCGAGAAGCAAUAGCGCAAAUGAAGGAAAUGAUGUAUAGAGCUGCAGCAUUUAGGCCAGUGAGUUUCGGAAUCGACGACAUCGAUGUGAUUGAAAAAAAGCCUAAGAGAAAGAAUGUUAGGAUAUCAAAUGAUCCACAAACUGUGGCUGCAAGGCAAAGAAGGGAAAAAAUAAGUGAUAAGAUUAGGGUUUUGCAAAAGAUUGUACCUGGUGGAAACAAAAUGGACACUGCAUCAAUGCUUGAAGAAGCUGCAAAUUAUCUCAAGUUUUUAAGGUCACAAAUUAAGGCACUUGAAAGUUUAGGUAACAAAGUUAAUGCUAUGGAUUGUAAUAAUCCAAAUAGUAUUGCUUUCUCUUUUGAUCCUUCUUUUUCCAUGCAAAUGGUUCCUAGUAGUUACAAUCAUCAUUCACAGGGUUGA
This is a messenger RNA of Lathyrus sativus (Indian pea), 1440 nucleotides long. NCBI's taxonomy places the organism in Eukaryota, Viridiplantae, Streptophyta, Magnoliopsida, Fabales, Fabaceae. The record is from the annotation of a GenBank genome assembly.